Molecule: messenger RNA, 1239 nt
Organism: Mollisia scopiformis
Lineage: Eukaryota; Fungi; Ascomycota; Leotiomycetes; Helotiales; Mollisiaceae
Exons: 3
Coding region: 59-1018 (319 amino acids)
Molecular function (GO): arylformamidase activity
Source: RefSeq, a predicted model, not a curated record
CGUCACGAUAUUAAAGUAUACCCAAUUGUCCAGAAGAUUUCAAUUCACUCGCAUCGAAAUGCUGCCCGAAACACCCAGUUUUUCAUCUCUUCCGCUCAAAAGGGGCGGGCCUAGAGGGAAUGCUUGGGGUUUGUAUGGAGAGAAGGAUGAGCUAGGCAUGCUCAAUCGCCUUACCCCAGAAACCACUCUUGCAGCAACAAAGGAAAUUGUUCAUGGCAUACGAAUAACAACAGAUUGGAGCCUGAAUGCGCUCAAAACCCCGUGCUUUAGUCGGCAAGCAUUCCACCAACAUAUCAAGCACAAAGAGCCGAGGACUGUGAAUGACGAUAUCUUGACACUCAACACCCAGUCGAGCACUCAAUGGGAUGGCUUUAGACAUUUCGGAUAUCAAGAUCACAAGAUUUAUUUCAAUGGCUGUACGCAAGAGGACAUUCAUUCAACGAGCAAGAAUGGUAUUAAUGUUUGGGUAGAGAACGGUGGAGUCGUAGGUCGAGGAGUUCUUCUCGACUACGACCACUGGGCCAGCACCCAAGGCCGAACGCCCAAACCCUUGGAAACUACAGAGAUUACAGUUGCCGAUCUUCAAGCAGUCGCAGAUUCCCAAGGCGUUACGUUCAAACCUGGAGACAUCUUGUUCGUCCAUAGUGGAUAUUUAAAAGCUCUCGAAGCUCUCGAGUCUGAGGGUGGUGGCGCUAAGACUUACGCGACCACCACCGACAUGCCAGGUAUGGGGGUCAAGAGUUGUGAAGAGAGUCUCAAGUGGAUCUGGGAUAAUCAGUUUUCUGCUGUUGUGGGAGAUAUGAUGGCAUUCGAAGCAAUACCCUUCCAGAGUAAAACUCAUUGGAUGCAUGAAUGGUUGUUGGCGGGGUGGGGAAUGCCGAUAGGAGAAUUGUUUGAUUUGCAGAGGUUGGCGACUGAAUGUCGGAGGUUGAGUAAGUGGUCGUUCUUCUUUAGUAGUGUGCCGUUGAACGUCCCCGGUGGUGUUGCAUCUCCUCCAAAUGGGGUUGCUAUCUUGUGAGCGGGCUCUGCCGAAUCAAGGAGCUCCUGUAGAGGCACUUGAAUUCUACUCGUGUGGGUUUUCUCCAAAUUCGAUUUCCUCCAACUUGUUUUACAGCAGAGAUCCUGCCUUCGUCCAAUUAACGAAUCGUGUUUUCAAGCUUCUGGAUCGCGGAACAUCCAACACCCAUCUGAGUUCUCAUGCAAGACAGCUUUCCUGUUACCAAUGGCUUUCUCCACGCC